GCACAAACAAUGUGAGCUGGAGCAGAGGCAGGAGAAGCAAUAUGGGAGAGCUGCGUGUCCACUCUGCACUGGUGACUGGGGCCAACAGGGGCAUUGGCCUGGGUCUUGUGCAGCACCUGCUGGCAUUGCCAAACCCACCUGAGUGGGUCUUUGCAGGCUGCCGGGACCCCAAGGGACAGCGAGCACAGGAGCUGCAGAAAUUGGCCUCCAAGCACCCCAACCUGGUCAUCGUCCCGCUCGAAGUCACCGAUCCCGCCAGCAUCAAGGCGGCCGCAGCCAGCGUCGGGGAGCGCCUCAAGGGCUCGGGGCUGAACCUCCUCAUCAACAACGCUGGAAUUGCAAAGACAAAUUCACUUGACACAGAGACACUGGACAACAUGUCACAAUUGUUCACCACCAACACCAUUGCACCUCUCCUGCUGGGCCAGGCGUUCCUGCCCCUGCUGAAGAAGGCAGCCCAGGGGAGCCCGGGCUCGGGGAUGAGCUGCAGCAAGGCGGCCAUCGUCAACAUGUCCAGCAUUGGGGGUUCGAUCAAAGAAAUGUAUUUAUGGGAGGCUGCACAUUGUGUUGCUUAUCGCUGCAGCAAGGCUGCCCUGAACAUGCUCACCAGGUGCCAGUCCAUGGGGUACCGGGAACACGGCAUCCUCUGCGUCGCUCUCCAUCCCGGAUGGGUGCAAACAGACAUGGGGAACGCAGCCGGGUACACGCCCCCGCUGACGGUGGACGCGAGCGUAGGAGGGAUGCUGAAGGUGCUCUCCAACCUCUCCGAGAAGGACAGCGGGGCCUUCCUGGACUGGGAAGGGAACGUUGUGGCCUGGUGAGCUGCUGGCCCGGCCUCGUGCCUGGAUCCUGGCAGUGGCCCCAAUGUUUCUGACUUCCCCCUCAAUAAACCCAUAUCAGAGAACAUCA
Messenger RNA from Gallus gallus (chicken), 909 nucleotides. Its product is annotated as estradiol 17-beta-dehydrogenase 2-like. The transcript has 6 exons. The record is from RefSeq and is marked validated. Bases 42 to 821 code for a protein of 259 amino acids. Lineage: Eukaryota; Metazoa; Chordata; Aves; Galliformes; Phasianidae.